AGACAUUCCUCUCAGAUGAAGAGAUUGUGUGUGUACUUAAUACGGCAUGCAGAGUCUGAGAACAACGCCAGGGGGGAUCACGACGUGUCCGGGAGCGACACUCCGGGCGAUGCGGGCUGUGACGACGGUGUGUCGUCGCCCGCCGCCAAGCGGGCCAAGACGCGGCAGGCGGACCCUGGCCUGACCGAGCAGGGCCACGCCCAGGCGAGAGCGGUCGGGCAGCUCCUGCGCAGGCUGCAGACGGACGAGAAGACGCGGCCCGAGCAGCGGCCGCGGCUGCUGUUCGCCAGCGGCUUCAAGCGCGCGCUGCAGACCUGCCGGCACGUGAGCGAGGCGACAGGA
Prorocentrum cordatum is the source of this 342-nucleotide messenger RNA. NCBI's taxonomy places the organism in Eukaryota, Dinophyceae, Prorocentrales, Prorocentraceae. The record is from the annotation of a GenBank genome assembly.